CGGUUCACUCCGCGGUGGACUCGCUGACCCCGCUGCCUCGGGCUCUGACUGCUCAGCGGCGCCAGGUGCUUAAGGAGACCGUUCGAACGCAUCCAAAAAAUUGUUCUACCAAAGCGAUCAUUCUGCCAUUUGUAACCAUAAUUUAGCUCCGAACGAAUUGUGUUUUCCCUUUCGUUUAAUCACGUCCCUGUCGCUUUAAAGCUUCAGACAAAACGACCCAUAUGAUUUUCCACCUCCAAUCAUCAUCACUCCCCCGGCCGAGAGUGCGAGCCCUUCUGCAUGCGGACAUGGCGAAAUCGGAUAGAUGUUUAAACAGAAGAGCGCAGUGUGGAUAUAAAUGACAGCUAUCUUCAUGAAAACGAAGCUGUGAAAUGCUAAGGAGAGGAGACCGUACUCCAUCGAGGCAGAGACCACUGAAUCACCAUGCUCAUAGUGGAGAAAACUGCUGAGCAUCCAUCUGCAGAGUUCUCCCUCGUUGAGGAUGUGGCCCUUCACUGCACCUUUUUAAUGGACAGGUUGAACAAGCAGCGUCUGUUUCAGCCAGAUCUAUGUGACGUAGACAUCGUCCUCCUGCAUCACCAGACUUCUUUCCAGGCCCAUAAGGGUGUACUAGCAGCCUACAGCCCCUUCUUUCACUCGCUGUUUGCGUCGAGUAAGGAGCUGCGGCGUGUGGAACUCUCUCUGGAGACCCUCAAGCCUCAAGGCCUGCAGCAGAUCCUCAACUUCAUCUACACCUCCAAGCUCCUGGUCUCCAGCUGCAAUGCCCAAGACGUGCUCAAGGCUGCCACGGUGCUCCAGAUGAGCAACAUCGCCAAUUCCUGCAGUGAGCUCAUUACUAGAGGCUCGCUGGACGUCAGUCCCAGUGUGGACCAAGCCAAACAGGAAGUCGGCGCUCAGAGCUGGAGCAACAGCAACUCGGUGAACUCCAACUUUCACAUGGAGAUCAAGCAAGAGAAGGACCCGACCUGUGCCAGGAUCCUUGGAGGGAAAAGUGAAGGGAACCCAUAUGCUGUUCAGGUUGGCGAUGGGCGUCCAGUGCAAGUAGAUGGUUGUAAAAUAGAAGGGAAGGAAAUGGAAAACCUGAAGGACUCUGAAGAUAUUGAUUCAUUUAAUAGAGAGCAAAUUAUUGUGGAGUUGAACCUGAACAACCAAACACUUAACGUGUCUAAAGGUUUAGAGGGAAACGCAGCAGCUCAGUCUCCCUCAGGACAACAGCUUCCUGGCAGAGGAAGACGGAGCGAUGAGACUGUUGAGGAAUCAAGAGACAAUGUGGCUUUGGAGGAGGAGGAAGAUGAAGGCGAGCAAAGUGAAGAUGAUGAUGUGAGACUUGAAGGCAGCAGUGAAGAGGAAGGAGAACACACAUUGCCUGCAUUCAUGUCUGAAAGAGCAGUACGACAAAGCCGGGCCCCUGCUGAUGCUGCAGCGAUGGUCUCCAGGAGAAACAGUGUGAGAGAGAAGCAUGAGACGGCUCAUGGAGGGAACAGUGAGGAGCUUCUGGACCAGUUUCAGAGGUACCCCAAGACAUUCAACAACCGCUGGUACCUGGAGAAACACAUGAACAUGUCUCAUAACCGCAUGCAUAUUUGUGACAAGUGUGGCAAACGCUUCCUUAUGGAGAGCGAGCUACUGCUGCAUCAGCAGAGCGACUGUGAGAAGAGCAUACAGUGUCUAACGUGUGGAAAAGCUUUCAGGAAGCUUUGGUCGCUCCAUGAGCACAAUAAGAUUGUUCAUGGCUUUGCUGAGAAGAAGUACACUUGUGAGAUCUGUGAGAAGAAAUUCUACACAAUGGCUCAUGUACGCAAGCACAUGGUUGCCCACACAAAAGAGAUGCCAUUUACCUGUGAGACAUGUGGCAAGUCAUUUAAAAGAAGCAUGUCACUGAAGGUCCACUCUCUCCAACAUUCAGGAGAGAAGCCUUUCCAGUGUGAGGUCUGCAGUGAGCGUUUUCAGUAUAAGUACCAACUGCGCUCUCACAUGAGCAUCCACAUCGGACACAAACAGUUUAUGUGUCAGUGGUGUGGGAAAGACUUCAAUAUGAAACAGUAUUUUGAUGAACACAUGAAGACACACACAGGAGAGAAACCAUACAUUUGUGAGAUCUGUGGGAAAAGCUUUACGAGUCGUCCCAAUAUGAAGCGGCACCGGCGUACGCACACGGGAGAAAAGCCUUACCCCUGUGAAGUGUGUGGCCAGCGCUUCCGCUUCUCCAACAUGCUGAAAGCUCACCGAGAGAAGUGUUCCCAGGUCAGGAACCCUCCCCUGCUGGACUCCUCCACUAUAACCAAUCAAACACAGGCUGCUGCAAACCAACAACUGCCGGUCGGGAUGGAAACACUGAGAGAUAUUAGGCCACAUCUGCAUGGCGUAGUCUCUUUAUCAUCAUCUGUGCUCCACUCAGUGGACGGGGGUCCGUCACAUUCUCAGCUGCGUUCUCUUACACCGCUCUACUCUACAGACUCCAGGAACCUGUAACUGCUGCUCUGUAUUAUACUUUUUGUGAUGCAGGGAUACUUUUUAUGUAGCAGAGAGUCUGAGAUAUCAUGUUAGUCUUACUUUGAUUUCACGUCAUAUUCUCUAAUAUCCCUUCCGUUCCCAUAUCAAAUCAGCCCUCUGUGCUUUAAUAAACCUAGUUAGGCAAAAAGUAUUAAGUAUGUAUGAUACUAAAACUAUUACCCACAUGUAGAAUGCAAAAUGUAAGACAUAUAUACUUUAUGUACAGUAUAUUAAGAGAAUAAUAAAUAGACAACAGAAUAUUUGGUUUAUAUAGCUUUCAAAUGCUUUAUGUAAAAAUUUGUUAAUUAGCACUAUUUGUGUUUGGGGUGAUGACCUGAUAUAUAUAUGCGUAGUCAGAGACUUAUUAGUAAGUAACGCAUUUCUUGUUUGUGGUGGAAAUGUGCAGGCAGGAGAUUCUGUUUCUCGCACUUUAGUGGCUUGUUGGUGUAAGGGGUUUCAUAAAUAUUUGUUUAGGCCUUACAUAUUGUCAUAGUUUUAUUAUUUCUGUUAGAAUUUUGUGUGUCAGAAGCACCUUAAAAAUCUAAUUCAACUGAUUCGCCAUCUUUGUCUAAAUUGUGAAUGACUACAGUUUGUAUGUUGUAUACAGAUGGACAUUUCUGGUUCAAGUAUACGGUUCAUUUGUUUUGUUAACAUUUUCAAAAACCUUGAUGGUUUGUGUUUUUGGUGAUGUUCAGAUUCAUGAAUGAGUUUAGGCUGAACGUGUAGGUCAGAAAAACAACAGCAACCAGUGUAUUAUAUAUUCUAUAUAAUAUAAAUCAUUUGUUCUCCAUUAUUUAGUGUUUAUCCACUUCUCACAGUCUCGUGCAGACUCUAGUGUUUGAUCUUCUAAAUGAAAAAUCUAUUUUUUAUUGUUUUUAACUGGUCUUUUUUGCACUUGUAGACAAGAAUCUUGACCUUUUCAGAUCUGUAAAUAUUUUUACACAGCAAUAUUUUUUAUGAAUUGGGUAUUGCAACCUUAUUUUAUUGCUGUAAUGUUUUCAUUUCUGUCUGUGUAAUUAUAUGAAUAUUUUGGUCUAUGCACAACAUUCCAAAUCCCGAGCGGUUUUCCGAUCUCUUUAUUGCAGAGUGUUUGUGUUCACAGCACUAGCUGUUUAUUAUUCAUGAUGAAAAAAUGACUCUGAAGCUCCAUCCAGGACCCAUCAUGAAAGUCAUGAUGUCAAGCAGCAUCAACAUGAAAAAAGAUGGCAUACAGAAUAGAAAAUCAAUUGUAUUCUUUCACCUUUACUUUUUUAUUUUCAUGUGACUUUGGAGGGUGUAUGACAAUAUUUGUGUUGACAUUAAUCACAAAUGAUCGUGUUGAGUUGUUCACAUUUUUUUAGCUUGGUCAUUGUCUACAGUAUAUUCAAUUAUUGUUCAGUCACUGCCAUUUAUUUCUCUUUUUUGAAUGUAAGAACAUUGUACUUGGUCAUAACUGCAAAAUGUUCAAUUGUAGUUGUCAUCUAAAAUAACAUAAUAGAAUUAUAGAAA
This is a messenger RNA of Carassius carassius (crucian carp), 3981 nucleotides long. It is a transcript of the gene zbtb47a, whose product is annotated as zinc finger and BTB domain containing 47a. The transcript is spliced from 6 exons. Gene Ontology annotation, cellular component: nucleus. Gene Ontology annotation, biological process: regulation of transcription by RNA polymerase II. Lineage: Eukaryota; Metazoa; Chordata; Actinopteri; Cypriniformes; Cyprinidae. Bases 424 to 2472 code for a protein of 682 amino acids. The record is from RefSeq and is a predicted model, not a curated record. Gene Ontology annotation, molecular function: protein binding; RNA polymerase II cis-regulatory region sequence-specific DNA binding; DNA-binding transcription factor activity, RNA polymerase II-specific.